Molecule: messenger RNA, 943 nt
Organism: Aspergillus pseudotamarii
Lineage: Eukaryota; Fungi; Ascomycota; Eurotiomycetes; Eurotiales; Aspergillaceae
Exons: 1
Coding region: 91-624 (177 amino acids)
Source: RefSeq, a predicted model, not a curated record
GAGUCGCACGGCAACCCUCGAUUUUCAACAGAUCACAUUUGCCCAUACCCAUUCAUCCAAAAACUUAAAUCACCCUCCCACCAAAAAAAAAUGCAUCCCAACCUCACCUCGACCCCCGGCCUCUCCCUGCACACAUCGUUCCAACCUCCUCAAGACCGCGUGUGCAGCGAUGGCUAUUCCACAACCAGUCCUCUCAGCUCCACUACCAACAGUCCCACUUCGUCGCCCACCUCCCCAUUCCGCCGCUUCAACCGUGGUUACCGCCCGACCUCCGGCUCCCGUUCCGACGCCAGCGACGCCGGCAGUCGUAGCCAGAGCCCCUUCCGUCUGUCAUCCGUUUUCCGUCGGCCCUCGCUCAUCUUCCUCCGCCAUCGCCCGUCCAAGGUCGAUCUAGCCCUGAGCGAGGAACGUACCCGGUGUGACGAAGACGCCAUCGAGCGACAAGGUCUCGACCUCAUGGAGCCCCGCCCUGUUGACCCGGUCGGGAUCCCGAUGGAUCUGAAUGCCAAUAUUUUCUCUUCUGUCGCGGGCGAUCGCUCAUCUGGCCAGAGUCAGGCCUCGCAAGUGUCCCAACCGCGGUUCGUCAUGGGCGGUAUAUUCGAGGUCAUGGAGGGGCGUGCUUGAACGUAUUCGCUCCCUUCUACUCUCUUUCUCCCCCUUUCUUUCUCACUUUUCUUCGGUCUUUUCUUUCUUAACCUUCCUGCCUCUUUACUCUCUUUCUUGACUCUACGUUUGCUAUUAUCGCUACCCGUGAAGCGACUUGGUAUAUUAAUUAGCGAUUAAGGGUGGCUGGCUAUCUGCUGCAUAUACGGACAAGGUGUUAUCAACUGGGUUGAUUGGUUGAUUUGGAGUUUUGGGUCAACGGUCAACGGUCAACGGCGUCUACCGAUUCGAUAUAGAACGGACGGAUGUGAUAUGGUAGUCUUUAUUAGAUGAGUGUCCA